Rangifer tarandus platyrhynchus (Svalbard reindeer) is the source of this 1626-nucleotide messenger RNA. The record is from the annotation of a GenBank genome assembly. NCBI's taxonomy places the organism in Eukaryota, Metazoa, Chordata, Mammalia, Artiodactyla, Cervidae.
AUGUUGUCCCCUCAGCGAGCGGUAGCGGCUGCAUCGGGAGGAGCAGGUGAUGCUAUGGAGAGCGGAAAGCCUGGUCCAGUGCAGGUUGUUUUGGUUCAGAAAGACCAACAUUCCUUUGAGCUAGAAGAGAAAGCCUUGGCCAGCAUCCUCUUACAGGACCACAUCCGAGAGCUUGAUGUGGUGGUGGUGUCGGUGGCUGGUGCCUUCCGAAAGGGCAAGUCCUUCUUGCUGGACUUCAUGCUACGAUACUUAUAUUUCCAGAAGGAAGGUGGCCAUUCAAACUGGUUGGGUGACCCAGAAGAACCGUUGACAGGGUUUUCAUGGCGAGGGGGCUCUGACCCAGAAACCACCGGAAUUCAGAUCUGGAGUGAGGUUUUCACUGUGGAGAAGCCAGGUGGAAAGAAGGUUGCAGUUGUUCUGAUGGAUACCCAGGGGGCAUUUGACAGCCAGUCCACUGUGAAAGACUGUGCUACCAUCUUUGCUCUGAGCACCAUGACUAGCUCUGUUCAGAUUUAUAAUUUGUCCCAGAACAUUCAAGAAGAUGAUCUUCAACAGCUGCAGCUCUUCACAGAAUAUGGUCGUCUGGCGAUGGAUGAAAUUUUCCAAAAACCCUUCCAGACACUGAUGUUCCUGGUUCGAGACUGGAGUUUCCCUUAUGAAUACAACUAUGGAUUACAGGGAGGAAUGUCAUUUUUGGAAAAGCGUCUACAGGUAAAAGAACAUCAACAUGAAGAAAUUCAGAAUGUCCGGAAUCACAUCCAUUCAUGUUUCUCCAGCGUCUCCUGUUUUCUACUACCACAUCCAGGACUCCAGGUGGCCACAAGCCCUGACUUUGAUGGCAAAUUGAAAGACAUUGCCAGUGAAUUCAAAGAGCAGUUACAGACACUGAUCCUGUAUGUAUUAAACCCAGCCAACUUAAUGGAGAAGGAGAUCAAUGGCUCAAAAGUCACCUGUCGGGGACUGCUGGAGUAUUUUAAGGCAUAUAUUAAAAUUUACCAAGGAGAAGAUCUGCCUCACCCCAAAUCCAUGCUUCAGGCCACUGCUGAAGCCAACAAUUUAGCAGCUGCAGCCUCUGCCAAGGACAUUUAUUACAACAACAUGGAAGAGGUUUGUGGGGGAGACAAACCGUAUUUGUCUCCAGACAUUCUAGAGGAGAAGCACUGUGAAUUCAAACAGCUUGCUCUGGACCAUUUUAAGAAGACGAAAAAGAUGGGCGGGAAGGAUUUUAGCCUUCGUUACCAGCAGGAGCUGGAGGAGGAGAUCAAGGAACUCUAUGAGAACUUCUGCAAGCACAACAGUAGCAAGAAUGUCUUUAGCACGUUCCGAACCCCUGCAGUGCUCUUCACGGGCAUCGUGGCUCUAUACAUCGCCUCCGGCCUCACUGGCUUUAUUGGUCUUGAGGUGGUGGCCCAGCUGUUCAACUGUAUGGUUGGACUGCUGUUAAUAGCGCUUCUCACCUGGGGGUACAUCAGGUACUCUGGUCAGUAUCGUGAGCUGGGCGGUGCUAUUGAUUCCGGUGCAGCGUAUGUGUUAGAGCAGGCCACUUCUCACAUCGGUAAUUCCACUCAGGCUGCUGUAAGGGAUGCAGUUGCUGGGAGACCACCCUCGGAUAAAAAAGCUCAGUAG